GAAACUAAAAGUUCAUUCAUAAAUCGUGUGAAAAUAUUAUCAAAAUGGUUACUUAAGUAUAAAAAGAAUGAUUUCAUUUAAAGGAAAAUUAAGUCUCUUAUUAUUUUUUCUUUCCUUAAAUGGUGUGUUGUGCAUGAAAAAUGUAAAAAAUGUAACAAUGCUAUCAGAUGAAACUGAUGCAUCGAAAGCAAUUGAUGGAGAUGAUUAUACGUUUGCUCAAAGUAAAAAUAAGGGACCAAAUGUAUCUUUGAGUAUAUUAUUGGAUCAUAUGAUGACACUUACGUGUUUUACCAUGACAGUGAGGGGAGGUGAUUAUGACGUCUAUAUCAGCCAAAAUGAGAGCAUGGUCGGAGGCUUGUGUAGAAGUUUUUCCAUAGAAAAUAUACUGCAAGCCCACAGUAUUCUGUUUUGCUGUUAUGGAAAAAUGGAUGGAAAGAAAAUAACAAUUAUGAAAAUGGAUAGGGAGAUACUGAGGUUGUUUGAGUUUGACAUGAGUGAUUGGGCACAAUUUCAACAAAAUUUGCUCAACUGUAGUGAAUGUAAUGAACAUUGUGGUGUGUGCCGACAAGAAGGUAAAAAGUGCGUAGCUUGUUUAAAUUACGUUCGAUGUCCAGAAUAUUGCAAAGCUGAAGAAUGCAAAGGGGAUGGAACUUGUUCAAAGUGUCAACCUGGGUACUAUGGUACUCAAUGUAAUCCAUGUAAGGAGGGUAGAUAUGGUGAAAACUGUGAGCAAAAAUGUGAGUACGGUUGUCAAUACAGUUGUGAUAAUAUCGAUGGAGUUUGUAAAAAAUGUGAAAGAGGUUACUUCAGUCCUCCUAAAUGUGAUAAAUUAUGUGAUGCAACAAUAACAGAUUGCAAGUCUUGUAAAAAUGUGUCAUUUUGUGAAAAUUGUCAGACAGGCCGUUAUGGUGCAGAUUGCAGUAAAAAAUGUCCAUAUCACUGUGAUUUCUGUAUCAAUUCAACAUUUUGUACUCAUUGUAAAGCUGGUUAUUUUGGUGACCUGUGUGAUUCUAAAUGCCCGGAGAAUUGUCUGUUUUGUUCAAAUGAAUCUUACUGUGACGUCUGUCAGAUGGACUGGCACGGACCGCUCUGUCGGUGUAGUGUUCACUGUGAAGGACAAUGCUCUGACCAGGGCCACUGUUCUGGGAAUUGUUCUGAGGGAUGGUUCGGCUCUAGCUGCCAUCAGAAAUGUUCUUCCCAUUGCAAACGAUGUGAGGAGUCGCCAUACAACUGUACAGAAUGUUAUCAUGGAUACCCUCCCCUUUGCUCGAGCGAGAAGUUGUAUAUUUCUGAGGAAACAAUGACCAUGAUGAUGGCAGGAGGGGGGAUAAUCCUUGUACUGGUGCUCAUAACCAUCUGUAUCAUCAUCAUAAUCAGAAAACUGUGUCAAUCUUCCAAUCAAGGAGACACAUAUGGUUUCAUUGAGACUCAAGAUAUAGAAUUGGAACCGAUGUCACAGACCAAUCCUUACGCCGACCUGGAAUCAGCCCAGUACAUAAACGACUCCAACAGAAUGACAGUGGAUGAAUUCAUACUAAAUGUACACCAUAAGAAACUUAAUCAUGCAUUUCGAAGAGAAUUCAAGAAAAUACCAUACCGAAUGAACGAGUCAUAUUAUGCAGCUAUUGAUCCAAAGAAUAAAUCUAGAAAUAGAUACAAAAAAGUAUAUCCAUAUGAUUCCAGUCGUGUGGUCCUUGAUACUUCCGAUUUUCCAGGAAGUUCUGAUUAUAUCAAUGCCUGUUUUGUACAUGGUUUUCACAAACAACGGGCAUACAUAGCUUCACAAGGUCCGUUUACUGAGGAGACUGUUUUAGAUUUUUGGAGGAUGGUAUGGCAGAUGAGAAGUGUGAAGAUCGUCAUGCUAACAAACCUAACAGAAGAAGGAAAUAUGAAAUGUUUAAAAUAUUGGCCAAAUACCGAGGCUUUAAUAGGACCUUUCCUGAUCAAAACUGAGAGACAAAACACCUGCAGGAGAUAUAUAAUAAGACAUAUCAAACUUAAACUGGGCAUUGAAGAGAGAGUGGUAAAACAAUAUCAGUAUACAGCGUGGUACACAAUAAGGGUACCCACAAAUGUCGACUCCCUCCUCAUAUUCAGAAAUCUCGUCAUGAUCGAUGUUUCUGAUGAUGACGGUCCUAUCAUCGUCCACUGCAGUGCGGGGGUGGGGCGCACGGGGACAUUUAUUGCCUUGGAUUAUCUCCUAGAAGAGGGAAUAACAACUGGUUACCUAGAUGUUGUUGGCUAUAUCCAGAUAUUGAGGCAGCAGCGGGCCUAUGCUGUACAAUCUACCGAUGAGUACAUUUUCCUACACGACGCCCUUGUGGAGGGAUUUACAAGUGUGCACGAGAACAGGUCUAUAGAAAUUGCCGACGAACUGUGAAAAUGUGUUUGCAAAACAGAUGUUACAUUUCAUAUGCAAUGGAAA
Molecule: messenger RNA, 2425 nt
Organism: Saccostrea cuccullata (small rock oyster)
Lineage: Eukaryota; Metazoa; Mollusca; Bivalvia; Ostreida; Ostreidae
Exons: 13
Coding region: 68-2380 (770 amino acids)
Biological process (GO): protein dephosphorylation
Molecular function (GO): protein tyrosine phosphatase activity
Source: RefSeq, a predicted model, not a curated record